GCUGAAGAGCACGAGACCAGAGAUGGCAGAGAGCGGAGCUCAGCUGUUUGCCCGUCUGGAGGCUCGUCGCUGUCUGAAGGACGUUGAACCUCGACUGUUUCCUGCAGAUGGAGGACCUGACCAUGGUGAGGUGGUGGAGCUGUACGGAACAGAGGGGACAGGUAAGACGGAGCUGCUCUACCACCUGCUGUGCCGCUGUGUGCUGCCAGCGGCGUCCGGCGGCCUGGAGGUGGACGUUGUGUUCGUGGACACCGACUACAGCCUGGACAUGCUACGACUGGUCAGCAUCCUGGACAGCAGACUGAACGCAGCUCGUUCCACCGGCUCGCCCUCAGCCGGGUCAGACGAGGCGGUGUUGCGUUCGUGUCUGUCUCGCCUCCUGGUCGUCCACUGCUCCUCCUCCUCCCAGCUCCUCCUCACCCUGCACUUCCUGGAGACCUCCUUGUCGUCGAGGCCCGGCCUGGCGCUCCUCCUCAUCGACAGCAUCUCCGCUUUCUAUUGGCAGGACCGCUGCGAGGGCGGGCCCAGCGUCGCCAAGCAGGAAGAGAAGCUCAGCAAGUGUGCAGAGCUGCUGGGUCGACUGCUCAGGGAUUACAGAAUCACUGUCUUCGCCACCUGCCACGCCAUCAGGAGAAACUACAGUGGACCCUCCUCCUCCUCCUUCCCCUCCUCCUCCUCCUCCUCCUGCUCCUCCUCCUCCUCCUCUGACUCCGACAGGCCGUACCUGUGCCGCUCCUGGCAGCGGCUGGUGACCCAUCGGCUGCUGUGCUCCAGGCAGGAGGUCGCCCCAGGAGAAGGUGGCAAGGAGCAGAGGAGACGACAGGUCUUCACUGUCCACUGCACCUCCUCCUCCUCCUCCACCUCCUCCUCCUCCAAGACGAAGGCCUACAGGAGCAGCUCCUUCUGCGUGACGGACGGAGGAGUGGAGUUUAUCUGAAGGGUCACUGACCGGACAUGUUUUGUUUGUUCUUUAUAUAUUUGGGUUCAGUAAAAGAGGCCUUGUUGUCGUAGGAUAUUUGGCACAAAUAAUCAAUCAGAUCUGGGAUCCAUGACGAUCCAUUUACUGAUCUCAGAGAUCACAAGAAGACCAAAAGAAAGGCGGUUGGAGGUGGUUCUCGUGGCCACUGAGUCGGUUCCAGGAGUACUUGAACAAUGAGUUCCUUCCGGUGGUUCCUGCGGUGGUCUCAGGUGGGUUCCUGAGGUUCUGUAGGUAGUUUAUUCACUGAGGAGGUACAACCCGACUCCAACAAACGCUAGAACGUUGUCUGAAUCGUGAAUAAAACAACAAUUCUUUUUGACACAUGUUCAUAAAGGAAACUGAACAAAGACAACAUAUUAAAUGUGCAAACUUUGCUUUCUGAUUUUAUUUUGGCUUUACACAGUGUCCAAACCUUUUGUGGGAUUAGUUGAACAUUAUUCAGAGUUUCUGUUGAGUUUUACAGUCAUCUGUUCAUUAUUUAGAGAGUCUGACGAUCAAAUGUCACAAAACAAUACUUGAGUAUUUUUACUGCAGUCAAACUGAACGCCGGACAUCUGGAACUUGAGUAUUUAUACAUUGUCACAUUAUUACCUUUACUUCUUCCCCCAGUGGAGGACGGAGUACUCUGUUCUUUUAUUGAAGUAAAUACCAAGAGAAAUACCACAGGAGGAAAAUACUCUAAAUGUAUUAUUUACCUUUAAGUUCAAAGUACAAAAAACUGUGUAUUUAUUGCUUUGUUUCUAUAAGAAAUGUAUUUCUGUAUAAGGCUGUAUUUGUUUAUUUAUUGUACAGAACUGAUGUUGUUUUUCAAAUAAAAAAAUAUAAUAUUAA
This is a messenger RNA of Centropristis striata (black sea bass), 1810 nucleotides long. It is a transcript of the gene xrcc2, whose product is annotated as X-ray repair complementing defective repair in Chinese hamster cells 2. Lineage: Eukaryota; Metazoa; Chordata; Actinopteri; Perciformes; Serranidae. Gene Ontology annotation, cellular component: replication fork; Rad51B-Rad51C-Rad51D-XRCC2 complex; centrosome. Gene Ontology annotation, molecular function: ATP-dependent DNA damage sensor activity; four-way junction DNA binding; ATP binding. Gene Ontology annotation, biological process: double-strand break repair via homologous recombination; DNA strand invasion. The record is from RefSeq and is a predicted model, not a curated record. The coding region runs from base 23 to 937 and encodes 304 amino acids. The transcript has 6 exons.